Molecule: messenger RNA, 5325 nt
Organism: Anopheles gambiae (African malaria mosquito)
Lineage: Eukaryota; Metazoa; Arthropoda; Insecta; Diptera; Culicidae
Gene: corto
Product: centrosomal and chromosomal factor
Exons: 1
Coding region: 1620-3953 (777 amino acids)
Source: RefSeq, a predicted model, not a curated record
GCGAAUGGCUGACGGGGCCGUCAUUCGCAAAAGAAACUUCCACGGGAGCGCUUGCGGAGCGCUCGAUAGAACAACACGACUGAAAGUACCUUUUCCACAAGGUGGAAAGGGCCCCGCGGGUGUGUGAGAAACGAAAGAGAGAUCACGUGAGCGAGAGCGAGAGAGAGCGAGUGAGUGAGCAAGAAAGAGGAAGUUGAGCAGUGUUUUUCGGAGCAAGUGAGCAAACAGUGUGCGGCCGAACUAGCAGCGGAGUGUAGCACACGAUACAACAAUAUCAGCAACAAAAAGGUUGAAGUGAAACAAAGCGAGCGAGCAAGAUAGAGAAAGCAAGCUAGAGGCUGUGUGCGUGCAUGUGAUAGCAGAGUGUGUGUGUGCGUGGAUUUCUCUGUGUGUUAGAAGGAAGUGUGGAGUGUGGGCACUGCUGGCAGAGGCAGAAAAUCAAUAGUCCUUCCCGAGUCCUUCGAAACGGUUUUUGAGGGAGAGCGAAGCAAAACAACAGGGCUACGCAACCACGUCGCAACACACACACUCCGUACGUUACCAGAGCGAUUGGUUGCCGUGAGUGAGUGUGGCUGCGUGAGUGAGUGUAUGUUUGGUGUUGGGAAAGGGCAAAAGUGGUGCAAAAAAUCAGCACAACUGAGAGCAAAACAGUGAGUUUUGUACAGUUUGGUUGAAGUAAAAAUUCGACCCAAGCAGAGCAGCAACAAGCAUCGGCAACAGCAAGCAGAAGCACGACCGAGAACGGAGGAAGGAGUGUGUACCUCACGGAAAAGAAAACGAGUGCAAAGUUUUGUUUCGUAACGCCAUCAUCUCAAGUAAAAUCUCAAAAGCCACGGCUGAGUCAGAAGAGAAGUGAAGUUUUUCCAGCCACUAGUGUGUGAUUUUUUGUUUUACCACUGAUUUCACUGUGACCACCACCAUACGCUCUGCAUUGUGGUGUUGUGUUGAAUGCGUGUGUGUGUGUGUGUGUGUGAUAAGCAAAUCCUCACGCACAGUGUGUGAUACAGCGGGAAAGAAACCUUUUUGCCUGAACCGAGGGAAGCCAAACUCCCGACGGCAAAUUUGACGACGGCGGUUGUACCAGAGAUUCCCGUCGGCCGAUUGCAAUCGGAAGACUGAGGGACAGCAGCAGCAGCAGCAGCAGCAGCCAGCAAGGAGCAGAAGACUGACCACAAGCAACAUCGUAGCAGCAGCAGCAGCAGACCACAGCAGUAGCCAUUAACACUGUUGUGCGUAGCAACCACAAGGAUUACUCCGUCGGUGUGAAAGAAUUGCAGCAUUCGACGCAGCAGCAGUAGUAGUGUUGUGUGUGCGUGUGUUCUUGGUGGUGUUCCGUGUGUUUGGUGCGUUGGCAAACGAAAUAAGGCCAGCCGUAAUUUGAAAUGAAAGUGUGACCAAACGCGGUUUGUGCGGAGAGUAAAAAAGGUGUUAGAAUUUACGCCCGAGUGUGACGUGUAUGUGUGUGUGUGUGCGGUGGAAUAAUCGAUCGGUGCCAAAUGAAAAAGCAGAGUUGAACCACCGCAACACGCAACAGUAGCGAGAGAGAGAUAAGUGUGUGCCGUGCGUCGAGGUGUCGUUUAUUGAGUGCGCGUACAUCACAGUGUGUGUUGUGUCCCACGAUGGCCAUGGCAGCGUGCUAUCCGACCUACGACCACAUGACCGGCGGCAGCAGAAAUGUGGCUCAGCAGCAGCAGCAGCAGCAUCUCGUGCAACAGCAGCAGCAGCAACAGAGUCCGGUCGCGGCCACUAGUCAGCUGCACCAUCUGUCGUCGCGGCUGUCGGCCGCGGCAGCUGCAGCAGCGGCGGCCGCAGCGGCCGCUGCCGCCGCCAGCAACAUGUCGGCGGUGCAGAAGGAUUUCAGCAUACCGCUGCACGUGGACUGCAGCGUGGAGUACGAGCUGCCGAACCAGGCGAAGCCGCCGGUCGGUGCCCGGGUGGAGCCGCUGCUGAUGAUCCAUCCGUGCUACUUCCGCAAGAUGGAGAGUCAGCGGCGCAGCCCGUUCAUCAACAACAUGCCAAAUUCGUCCCGUAGUUCUAGUGCGUCGAUCGCGGCCAAGGCUGGUGGCAACGGGGGGGCCGUCGGCAGUGGUAGCAGCAGCAGCGUUGCCAGCAAUGCCGUCACGUCCAGCAGUGCGUCGGCCGCGGUCGAUUCUGUCGCGAGCCGGCGGAGUGCCGUGGCCGCGGCUCACAAGUCGUCGUCGGCGUCGGCCGCUGCGGCUGCGGCCGCAGCCGCCGCCGCUGCCGUCUCCACCAGCAACCAGUUCCUUCAGCUCCAGCUGGACGAUUACGUUCAGCGGCAAAUGCAUCGCUCGUCAGCGGUCAACAGUCAGCAGCAGCAGCAACAACAACACUAUGCUGCUGCUGCCAACAACACAGUCAAUGGUCAUCUGCAGCAGCAACAGCAGCAGCAUCACCACCAGCAGCAGCAGCAGCAGCAGCAGCAGCACCACAGUCGCCACCAGCAACAACAGCAGCAACCUCACCACCAUCAUCACCAGUCGCAGCAGCAGCAUCUCGCUGGACAGUCCGCGAACCAGUACAGCCUCACCAACAGUCAGUCUCAGCAGCAGCAGCAUCAGCAACAGCAGUCUGCGGCUGUGACAACCUCCGACUGGGGCCGCUACCACAUGGGUUCGGCGGACUGCGUCAGCUCCGGGGGUGGUGCUGCCGGUGUUGCUGGCAGUGUGGUACGCAACGGGGGCAGCUACGGUAGCAAGCUGUCCAACAACAACAACAACAACAACAGCGUCUACAACACCAGCAACACCGGCAACAGUAACAGCAGCAGCAGCAGCAACAAAUCCAAAAGUGUCACUAGCGCGUCGAUGAAGCGCAGCAACGCAAGUAAUACGGGUAUCAGUCAACACCACCAGCAGCAGCAGCAACACCAGCUUCAGCAACAGCAGCAGCAGCAGCUGCUGAUGCCGGCCAGCUGCGCCGUGUACAACAGCAGCACCGCGAACGGUGUCAGCAGUGGGCUGGUCGAGGGCGGCGGUGCUGGUGGUGGGCCCCGCUGGGGCGACAUCGAGAAGACUUCAAUGGCGGCGGCGGUGCCGCGCGAUUUCCAGGCCGGCCCCGAAUCGCUCCCGAUGAAGGCGGGCGGGCUCGUGUCCGCCGCCAACCUGCCGCCGCCGCCGCCCUCCGCCUACCGCAGCGGGGGCAAGCGGGACGCGAUGCUGUCCGGUGCCGGCGGCUGUGCAGUGUACAGUAGUAAUAGUAACAGUAAUAGUAACAACACUAGCGGUAGUAAUCGAGGCCACAGCAACACCGGCGGCAGCAGCGUUGUUGCGGCCAACGGCACCACCACCAGCACCAUCACCACCACCACCGGCAUUCCCAGCACGGACCUCAGCCUGUGGGAGGCGGCGGCGAACGGCGGUGGUGGGGCCGGCACUACCAACUCCACCCUGCCGGACAAGAGCUCGAUGACGGCGGCCAUUCCGCGAGAUUAUCACGCGGCCGGUCCGGAGCAUCUCGCGGCUUGCAACAAGCUGGCGGCUGCACGGCAACAGCAGCAGCAACAGUACCAGCAACAGCAACAACAGCAACAACAGCAACAUCAUCAUCAGCAGCAGCAGCAACAUCACUCCCAGCAGCAGCAGCAGCAACAGCAACAACAGCAUCGUCAACAGCAACAUCGCCAGCAGCACCAGCAGCACCAGCAGCAGCAGCAGCAACAGCAGCAGCAUCAUCAUCAGCAGCAACAACACCUGCAUCAUCAGCAGCAACAGCAGCAGCAACAUCAUCACAAUCACCAGGUUGCGGUGGCGGCGGCCGCUGCUGCAGCGGCGGCAGCGGCCGAAGCGUCCGAGAAGCUGCUGUUUGCGGCCAAGUACCGGCAGCACCAGCGCGCCUCCCAUCGGCUCCACCCGUACAUGAUGAGCUCCAGCUUUACCCCGCUGAUGACGGCGGCUUUCCCCCCCAUGCAGCAGGUGUCCUGCUACAACGUGUGAUUCUAAGCAGGAGGGGUGGACCAACAACCGUAACAACAAUCGGUAACGGGUGGUGGAUGAAAAUGUUGCUGACGUGUGUUCCUUCCGGUGUGCGCGCGUGCGUGUGUGUGUGAAUGCACGCAUGGGGGUGGCAAGUGAUAAGAGCAGUAGGAGAGGGGAGGGAAAAAGAAAUUCAGUGAGAUGUUUGUAACGCGUUCGCGCUUUUUCUGUUUCUGGCAAAGCUGUUCUGUUCUGUUCUGUUUAUUAUUAUUAUUAAUAUUAUUAUUAUUAUUAUUAUUAUUUCACUUUGGUCGUUAGACGAAACAAUGUUGCAAGCACGUGAAGAUGGAAAAUUUCUUUCGCCCAAUCGCCAAUGCCCAACACUGCAAAGAGAAAGAGAAGGCGAGUUAGAUAGGAGUGCCAGAGUUGCAAAGAGAUAAGGGCAUGCAGUAGUUGAAGGAGGAGCCAGAGUAGUUGAAGAGGAAGGAGACGUUGGCGGUGACGGCCACUCUCGUCAAGCAUGUAUAAAAAUAGACAGCAACUUUUUUGUUGCAAAUUUAAAUGUGAUAGUAGUUUUUACUCCCAAAUAAUAACUUCAGCUAAAACAAAAGAAGAAGAAAAAAACGAGGAACGACUAAAGGAACGACCGCAACUUUGACCGCAAAGAGACACUCUCUGAGGAGGGGGAGGAGGAGUUGGUAGGGGAGGUGGAAAGGUAGUGUACCAGCACUACACCUCUUCACGCCUCUUCUCCUCACCCACCCCGUCUUGGGAAGAGAAUACUAGUGCUAUGCUAAUUGACUAAUUGAUAUAUGACUUUAGAGAAGGCGACACGCGCAAAAUUCACAUCUGACGGUUUUGUUUUCCGUUUUAUGUUUGUCGUAGAUUUUCUUUUCCAAGCAUAACCGAUUAGCGGACGGCGCAACUGUGUGCGCGUGUGUGUGUUUGUAUGUGGGAGGGAGUGGGUGCGCGAGAAGACUACUUUUAUGUUGCCUAGGUGUUGAUAAAGGAUGAUAAAACAAAAACCAACUGAAAAAUAAUAAUACAACCGGACGACAGCACGUGUCCGGCGUGUUUAGUGAGUGUUUGGCUUUAAUCGAACGGUAGUACGGGAUAAAUAUACAUAUAUCUAUACACACAGACACAGACAUACGCAUUACACACAGGACACAAACCUCUAUAUAUAUACUACGUAUUAAACGGAAGAAAUGUGCGAAGAAGCAACAUAACUAUAUCUAGCCUCAACAAAAUUCCUUUCGUUUCUACUCAUGAAAACCCACACAACACACACAAACCCUCUAACGGAAGGGUGGACAGGCAACAACUGUAAACUUUGCAUGUAACUCGCGAUACACUAAAGCAAAACAAAGAAGUACGUUUAGUAAAAAAACAA